Messenger RNA from Dentiscutata erythropus, 198 nucleotides. The record is from the annotation of a GenBank genome assembly. Lineage: Eukaryota; Fungi; Glomeromycota; Glomeromycetes; Diversisporales; Gigasporaceae.
AUGAUAGUAGAAGCUUUAAGUAAAAAUAUUGCUUUAAUCUCUUCAUCUUUUAUUGGAAGUCAACGUGAUAAUGUCAAGAUAAUAGCAGAAGUGCUUGGAAAUAAAAGAGAUAAAUGCUCUUUGCGCCAAUGUACUACUAUAGAAUUCGAUAGUGGUAAAAGGUUUAUCAGAAACUCUUCAAUGACUAAAUUUGAAUAA